UCUGGGUUACUGACGUGUGUGUCCGCGCUAUUAUAUCUGUGCGCUCUCGCUUUACGCGCAGUUUGAUGGCGUCGCCGCGCACUCCUCUCUGUGUUCUUCGAUCAUCGCUUACCAUCUGACGGUUUAUGGACGGCGAGGACCAGAUAUUAUGAUAGCACAUUGUCGGGGUUGGUUCUACAACAUUUUCACCAAAGUGUUCUGUGGAAACUGUGUCAUCGCUUGAGCUCCGAACCGAGCAGUGAGCGAUAAGAGAAGAAGUUUGCCGGAUACAGGUGCGAUCUCUCUCUAACUGCAGCUGAUGAUCACAGACACGGAUCUGGACUGCCGGAUUCCAGUAGAUCAUAUCAGAUCUAGCGCAAGAUGAAGUCUGCCGGCGCUGGUGAUGAAGGACUCUUUACGGAGAGCUACUGUAACAUCUGCAACGCUCAGCUGAUCUCCGAGUCCCAGCGGGUGGCACACUAUGAGAGCAAGAAACAUGCCAACAAAGUGCGUCUGUUCUACAUGCUCCACCCAGAAGAUGGAGGUCCACCAUCCAAAAGACUGAGACCAGACAAUCCGGACAGUGCAGAGAAUGAGGUGGACAGAAACAAAUGCUGUACGCUCUGCAACAUGUUCUUCACUUCUGCCAUCGUGGCUCAGUCGCACUACCAGGGCAAAACGCACGCUAAGAGAGUUCGCUUGGUGCUGGGGGAGACACCAAGUCUGCCAGCAUCCACAGAGUCAGCCCUGCCCACCCCUCUGACCACAGACCCGCCCCCUCCCUCGUGGCAGCCGCUGACCAAUCAUGGUGAGGCAGGCAAGUACUGCUGCUUGUGUGGCGCCUGGUUCAACAACCCACUGAUGGCACAGCAACACUACGAAGGCAAGAAGCAUAAGAGAAAUGCAGCACGGGCGCGACUGCUGGAGCAGCUGGCUGGCAGUCUGGAUGCGAAUGAAAGCACAGGCCUGCGCCGGAGUUACUCGUGCAGUGUUUGCAAGGUGGUGCUGAAUUCCAUCGAGCAGUAUCACGCACAUCUCCAGGGCUCCAAACACCAAAACAAGUGA
This is a messenger RNA of Sinocyclocheilus grahami, 1044 nucleotides long. RefSeq names its product zinc finger matrin-type protein 4. Gene Ontology annotation, molecular function: nucleic acid binding; zinc ion binding. The record is from RefSeq and is a predicted model, not a curated record. The coding region runs from base 361 to 1044 and encodes 227 amino acids. NCBI's taxonomy places the organism in Eukaryota, Metazoa, Chordata, Actinopteri, Cypriniformes, Cyprinidae. The transcript has 6 exons.